This is a messenger RNA of Limulus polyphemus (Atlantic horseshoe crab), 10396 nucleotides long. RefSeq names its product homeobox protein cut-like. The transcript is spliced from 10 exons. Gene Ontology annotation, molecular function: DNA-binding transcription factor activity, RNA polymerase II-specific; DNA binding. The record is from RefSeq and is a predicted model, not a curated record. Lineage: Eukaryota; Metazoa; Arthropoda; Merostomata; Xiphosura; Limulidae. Bases 99 to 4082 code for a protein of 1327 amino acids. Gene Ontology annotation, biological process: regulation of DNA-templated transcription.
CAGUACUGGCAGAAAAAGAGGCUACGACACUUAAGAGCCACCUUCAGGCAGCUAGACAGUCGCUGCACUUUACGGAUACUUUAUACCACGAUUCCGACAUGGACAAAAAUGAUUACACGCCUUUGGAACUUGAACUUGCCGCUAAAGACAAAGAUAUUUCUCAACUCGUAGAAGAUGUUCAGAAACUGCAGUCUACCAUUAACAAGCUGAAAGAAACAAGUGCCUAUCAAAUUGCUCAACUUGAAGAAGUUUUAGCAGACAAGAACAAAGCCAUCCAACUUUUAGAGGACAAGCUUACUAAACAACAUGACUAUGAAGAAAUGAAGAAGGAAUUAAAUGUAUUGAAGUCAAGUGAACUACCUAACAAUACUUGUCCAGAGAAUGACAGCAGUACAAAGGAGAACAAUAAGAUACUCAAACCACUAGAUGGCCUAUUGAUGGAGAACGACAAAGCAUUACAAUCAGAAAAUGCUACAAAUAACACAGUUCACACUGGUUCAACAGGUAAUAUUCAAAAUCCUCUAGAAAAUGCACUACCACCACCACUACAAAAUGUUAAGGUAUUCACUUCACUACUUGGAGAAGAAAUUGUGUCCUCCUAUGCCAAAAUAUUCAAGAAAGAUGAUAGUUUAUAUACUCACAACAAAUCUAAAUCACUGGAGACCUCCACAUCCUCAGCAGCUCCUACUCCUUCACAAGCUUUGACCUGUUCAAAGUCCAACUUAAUUAAGGACUCCUUUAGACAUAAUGUGCCCCACUGCAAUACUCUAGAAAAACUUCAAGAAUGCCUCCGAAAGUGUAUGGAAAAAUAUGCAAAUGAAUCAUUAAACACACUUAGCAUUUCCCGUGGUGUUCGAGAACUGUUGAGUGUUCACAAUAUUGGACAGCGCUUGUUUGCGAAGUAUAUCCUUGGCCUCUCUCAAGGAACAGUAAGUGAGCUACUUUCAAAGCCUAAGCCAUGGGACAAACUAACAGAAAAAGGAAGAGACUCCUAUCGCAAAAUGCAUGCAUGGGCUACAGAUGACAGUUGUAUUUAUAUGCUGAAAACUUUAGUACCCAAGAAAGGAAAAGAAUCUGAGCUUCCAACAUGCAGGCCGGAGGACCCAGCCGCUAAAGAUCGGAUCACUCAGAUUCUGAAUGAGGCUCAGCAAGCCAUGUUAAUUCCCACAAAAGAUGAAAAGGAUCCUGUAGUUUAUAAUGGAAACAUGAAACAUUCUCCUGACUGGAAAUCACAAAAUGGAACAUCUCACAAACAAGAAGAGGAAGGUCGAGAAGAAGGAGGUAUUGAAUUGGAUAGAGAGGGUAACAGACAACAGUUCUUUCAGAACAACAUUUUUUACAAAGAAUAUCCACACAUUAAUAGUUCCAGGCAAUCUCAUAGGCAAGACAGUGAUGACAUUUCACAGGAAAUGAUUACACGGAUCUAUCAGGAAGAAUUGGCAAAAUUAAUGUGCCAAAGGAUGGAAGAUGGAUUUUGUGUGCCAAGGGAUCAGUUUGAACGAACUCAAGAUGAAAUUCGUCAAGCCCUGAACAUCUACUAUCAAGAGAUAUCCCGUCUAUCACAACUAAUUCCUCACUCCAUGACAGAUCUUGUUAACCUAGGCACGCCAUCAAAUCUUGUUAAUGGAUCCAUGCACUACCCCACAUUUCCUAGUUUUUUACACUCUAUUAAUAUGAACAGUCCACACUCUCGCUGUGAUUUACAUUUUGAUGCAUCAGCUCAACCCACCACCUGGACAAAAAAGCUGAAUGCUAGCUCACCUUCUGAGUCAGAAGAAUCUCAUCAUCACGGAAGUGCUUUUUCCCUUGUAAAACCCAAAACUGAGCCCAGUAGUGCAACUCCCAAAACACCAAUAUCAUACCAUCCUACUUCAAACUCUUCAUCUACUCCACCUACUCCAUCAGUAUCUAUGGCUGAAACUUCAGGACUGAGGGAAGACCUCAACUCUACUGUUUCUCCUCUCCAAAGGAUGCAAUCAAUUACAAACUCCUUGCUGACCCAGUCAACACUGCCAAUUUCUUCUAACCAUCCACAGCGUCCAGCCAGGGCUGUGCUGCCACCUAUCACCCAACAACAGUUCGAUCAGUAUAAUAACCUGAACACAGAAGACAUUGUUAAAAAUGUUAAGGAACAGCUCAGCCAGUAUUCCAUCAGCCAGCGCCUGUUUGGAGAGAAUGUAUUAGGACUGUCCCAGGGCUCUGUGUCUGACUUACUAGCCAGGCCAAAACCAUGGUAUAUGCUUACUCAAAAGGGAAGAGAGCCUUUCAUCCGAAUGAAGAUAUUUUUGGAGGAUGAGAAUGCUACUCAUAAACUUGUUGCUUCUCAGUAUAAAAUUCCACCAGAGAAGUUAAUGCGUACAGGUGCUUAUCUUGGAAAUAAGACCACACCAGGGUCAAGUAAGAUAUCUUCUCAAACUUCAGAUCCUAGUGUUUCUCAACAUCUACCAAAGGAAAAUAGCCAUCAUUCUCUUUCUACAAGUUUUGCACCUUCUGCACCAGUAGAGCCAUGUCAAUCUCCUCCAAAAACUGUAGAAAGCCCCUUGGCUGUUGCAAGCAGCAACGUAACACAUUGUAGCAUCACCACACACAGCAUUAACUCCAGAAAGACACUUCAAAACUCCCGCCCCGUGCCCUACUUGCAUCCUUCUGUAUAUGAAAUGGCAGCAAUGACAACAGAUCUUGAUACUCAGUCUAUAACAUCCAAAGUAAAGGAAACUCUCUUGGCUCACAACAUAGGCCAGAAGAUUUUUGGUGAAGCCAUUUUGGGCCUAUCACAAGGGUCAGUCAGUGAACUACUGUCCAAACCAAAGCCUUGGCACAUGCUCAGCAUCAAAGGCCGUGAACCUUUCAUCCGCAUGCAGUUAUGGCUGAAUGAUCCUCAGAGUGCUGAAAAACUACAGGCAUUAAAAAAUGACAGGAGGGAAGCUAACAAGCGAAAAAGAAAUUUUAUCGACGUCCAGGAAGUUAGCAGCUCGCAUAAGGAGAGCCAAAUCCUCAAUUACGGACUCCCCCCACCUUCACCGUAUUCAUCAACCAAAAAACCACGAAUCCUCUUCUCUGAGGAGCAGAAGGAGGCUCUUCGUUUGGCAUUCUCUAUGGACCCCUACCCCAGUACCGCCACCAUAGAAUUCUUAGCAAGUGAGCUAAACCUAUCUGUUCGAACAGUUACUAACUGGUUCCAUAACUACCGUAUGCGGCUUAAACAGCAAGCGUCGCCAACAGGCCAGCAGAAUGAACAGAAACCAAAUGAUAACAACAUCUCCAUGCUCGCAGUAAAAGAACCAAGCACUGGUUUUGAUCCUCUCCAGUUUCGCUUUCUAUUGAAUGGUCGACUAGCUGAGAUAAGCAGGGAGAAAGGAAAGGUUCCAAAGAUAUAUGACAAUUACAGAAACUGCUCCCCAUUUAACACCCAGAACGAGAACUCAGGGACUUUAGACUUGAGCAUGUCUAGUCAACACUUUCCACGAAGUGGUGGCAGUAGCUGUAGCAGUUUUCAAUCUGGUCCUUUUGAGACCACUUGUAGAAGCCCAGAUGACCACUCAACAAGUGACAUAAACGAGGAUUCUAACUUUUCUCAGGAUCGAAUAGUUUCAGAAAAUAGCGAUCGAGAAUCAGUAGAAGAACAACAACAACAGUCACCUUCUCCGUAUAGUCACCAUCUGAAUCAGGGUAGUUUAAAACGUACACUUGCUACUUGUAGUAGUAGCAACAGGAGAAAACCUGCCAUGCCCCAGUGGGUGAAUCCAGAACUGGAAUAUUCCCCUGACAGUGAUGUUAAAAGCGAUGACGACGAAGACACACAUAAAGAUAACACUGAAAAAGGGGAAAUCAUUAACGGUGUUUGUGUACGACAGACAGGAGACUUCAGUGUUCGCUUAUCAAAACCAGAAAAUACAAUUGAGGUGGAGCCUGUCCCAGCUCCUGAUAACAAAAAUGACCUUUCUCAAAACUGUUUGGAAUUAGGGAAUAAGGGAGGCUGUACGUCAAGAUAUCAAACUGUUGACCAAGAAGUCAACUGUGAUAGCCAGGAAUCUAUUAAUAGCUCUGGGUGCAUAGAAGACUGGAAUGAAGAAAAUGAAUAGGGAGAUUAAAAAAAAAGUAAAAAAAGUAGAACAGAAAGAAAGCUGUGAGAUACCGUUUUGAUUUAAUUGCUGUCAAAGCAAAUUCUACUUUAAGUAGAAACCUUAUUUUGGGUUCCGAACUCCACACAAGUAUUUGUCUCAUUUUGGUAUCUGUAUGUGUUCAACACAACGGAACCAUAAACAGUAUUCAUUACCAAAUAUGUGUGUUUCAAUGGAUAUCUAAUCUUAAAUAUGAAAAAUUGCCCACACAGACUUACGUAAUUAGACUGUAAUUAUGCGAUUAGAAACUAACGAAGAAAUUUAUUGCUGGUUCCUCAACAUUCGAAGGGAAAGAACCAAGUGCAACUUUAUUGUGAUAGAGUCCUCUUCAGCCUUUAAACUAGACACUCCAGUCCUUGGCCAAAAAAAGAAGAGGGAGACUUAAAACAAUUAAGCUGUAUCUUCUCUAUGAAUUACCAACUUUUAAUUACAUCCACCUAGUGGGAACCUACACAUGUACAAUAAACUUUAUUUCAUUCAAUGACGAGAGGUAUUACGGACAUUUUUGUAUGUGUUCUCCAGCUAGUAAUGUGUAAAUGACUUACAAAUCAUGCUAUAGCCAGUUGUAAAUAGCUGAAAUUGUGGUUUGAGCUAGAUUAACACGUGCGUUCUCUACUGAUCUUACUGUUACUUUGAAAAUAUCUAAAAUUUUAUUAUUUGAAAUGAUAGCUUUUUGUGUGUUGAUUGAGUUUUAUUUCAUUAGAGUUUUAGUAAUAAAACUCUGGUGUAAAGAGUUUGGUGGGUAAUAUCUGUGUGUAUUUAAGCAUUUGGUUUUAUUAUCUGUGCAUAAAAAAACACCACGUGGGAACUGCACAAUACCCCUUAAUAUAGUUGUUUUAAGGUAUUAUAUAGAAUACACUGAAAUUGCACAGAUUAUAGGUGUGGAUGCCAAGAUGAGAAGCAUAAUUUGUUUUUAUCCGUUGUGGGAUAACCCUGAAGAUGACAAUGUAUGAAACGGGCGAGAGUUUCGGAUUGUUAUGUCAUUUUCAACUGUGUGUUUGUUCAAACGCUUGAAUGGUAUCAGAACAUUCAAAUUAGUUUCACGUUCUAUUUCUUCUAGACGUGAUCAAAAUUGGUGUGAUCAAAAUAUAAUACCGGUGUUUAUACUGCUGUUAUCACGUUGCCUUUUUUGUCAUUCGUGAUUGUGCUAUUUGAGACAGACAUGUCGUGUGUAAUCUUAGUUGUUUUCUCCUUCUUUUUAUUUUCAAAGUUUGCAGUAUUGAUAAUAAACUAGUCCACUGUCAUUUUCCGCCGUGUGGUGUUAAAACUGUUUCAUUUUUCACGUAAUUAACCUGAUUCAGUUCGUUUAUUUUGAUAUUGGACUGUGCUGUAUACCAAAACAUUUGUCUGAUUGUUUGUUUUUCCUUCUUCAUCUCACUUUAAGGAAUUUCUGAACAAGGCUUUUAAGGGCGCAUCGUUAUUAAGACGUCCACAAGGCCGCCUAAUUUUAAUGUUUAUAAAUACAGGGUCAGAUAGAAGUCUUUCUCGUGUAUUCUGUUGUUUGAAAAUUUCUUAUUUAACGUGUACGAAUUAUUGUUAGAAAUAUUUCCAAUGACAGAUCUGAAUCCAUUUCUUUUUAUAUUUAGAACUUGUAAAUACAUGUUUGCCCAAGGAGACAGUUAUAAGAAGAAGAAAAAAAAGAAGAGGAAUGAUAUACGCGAAUAUUUAAAAAUUUGGCUUCAGCGGUUUAACGGUAUAGAAAUAUUAUUUGUAAUUUAGCAAAUCACGAACUAGUUGCAGGGUCUGUGAAAUACUGUAUGCUCUAUAUAUAUAUAAUUUCAAUAAGCACACAAUCCUGAUGUUUUCAUUUCAUUGCUAAGAACUCAUUUGUACAUUAAAUUGCUUUAAAUAUUUAUUAAAAAGUCAGACAUGAGUUUAAAUCCUCUUGAAAGGAAAUUGUUUGACUUAUCUUAACGUUGGAGUGAAACUUUGCUGUUGAUGAGCAAGUUGGCUUGCACUCAUAAAUUGAAGAAAACUUAAUCAAAUUUUACACAAGAAACCCAUAACAAAGAAACAAACACUGAAUGUAGGAAUUACUUUGUCAAGUUCCUGAACACGUUGAUGUAUUUAUACUUAGACUGUACGUAAAGUCCACUUUUGUUCUGAAUGCAGUUUUUACAGUACGACUGGCCAUGAUGCUCUUAUAGAAAGAGGGAAUGACAAGUUGUUUUUAUUUCGUUUAUGUGAGGAAUUCGCAAAUAAAAAACAGUUGGAGUUACGUAUUCUCUUUUUUUUUUCAGAAAUGAAGUUAUGUUGGUUGUUUUGAUGAAUCUCGCGAAGUACUCGUUUGUUUGUUUUUUCGUAACUGAUAGAAGAUUACUUACAUUUUUAAAUUAUAAAACGAGAUUUUUUUCUCAGUUUAAUUCUCAAUCCCAAUCCAUCAUUCUACAGAUUCUUAGAUGUGUUUGAGGUGUUUAGUGUAGCUUCUAAUUUUCGGCUUGAUUUACCUUCCAAAAGUGGCUCAGUCUGAUAACAUAUAACGCUAAAAAUCGAGUUUCAAUACCCAUGGUGGGCACAGCACAGAUAACCCAUUGUGUAGCUUUGUGCUUUAUAAAAAAAAUAUUAAAGAUAAAUAUUAACAUUUUCAAAAUACAAUUGUUUAGGGCACAUUUUUCUCGAGCAUUAUGAAAAAGCAAGUCUUAACACGCCAUUGCAGCACGUUAAAAAAGCCAGGGUUGCAUCAUACAAAACCUAAGUUUAGACAAGGAGUUGGGUAUAUUGAAAAUGUUUGAUCCCACUGAUACUCGCAGUAUAAUGAUGCCUGAAAUGUGGUUGUAAUUCGAACGUCUUCGUAUCCAAUGGAAACUGUAUUACAUUACCAAAAUAAGUGCCGUAUAACAGACCUGUUAAGGCUGUUGAUUAAUUAACAUCUUAGAGAAUACCUUUAUAGUGCGAUAGUUUGAUUGAUUGAUUAUCUUGGUAAUUUGUUAAAAAGAUAAAUGGCUAAAUAACAAGUUUAAUCGGUGUCCGAACGACGUUUCAAUGAUAGUUACAUUUGUUAGUGUUAGAAACUUGUUGCAGUGUUCGUUGUGAUGUAUAUAUGAUGAGGGCAGAGCCACAGAUCUAUUAUAAUAAUUGAACAGCAUCAAAAUCAAGUUAAGUAACCGUUUCGGAAAGUUCUUCUUCUCUUUACAAUAGGUGGUGUAAGGAAGGUAGUUGUCCUAGGAUCACCGAAAGAACCACUAAACGUUUACAAGUUUAUAUGUAUAUAUUUAUAUAUACAUAAAGGUAAAACAAUAAGAAAAACGGUAAAAGAAAACCUGGCAAUGACAAAAAAUAAUAACCCAAUCCGGUUCAUUUCUUGGAACCGUUUUUAGGCUGAUACGUAAUAAAAACAGCUUUAAAAUGUAUAGUGAAUGUACGUGUGUCCGUGUUUGUAAAAGUAAUAAUACAUCUGUCGUUGAAAACAAUAGUGACACACAGUGUAAUAUUUAGAAUGACAACAAUUGAGAAAUACUUAGGGUAAUCGUUUUUCAACAAUAUUGAAUACUUUUAGAGAUGAGUUUAUUUUGAAGAGACGGAUUUGAAAGCUUGCUCAGUAAAUGUUGAAUAUGAAGAUAAAAUCCCGAUUGUGAUAAUAUUGUUAUAUUUUAUCAAUAAUUUACUUAUGUUAUGAAAUUAAAACACAAUAUUUGGCAGUAUUUUGUUAGGGUUUAGGAACCGCCUUGAUGAUAUUAUGAUUCUUUUUAAAAAUACAGUUUUGCUCCAGAGGGCCAACCAGCAUUGCAUUUUCCUGAGUUUGAAAAAGGCACGCAAGAGAUUACUAUUAGUGACUGUAACCAUUGUCUUCAAUUCUUUAAAGAAAACAAAAAAUCCUGAUGUUAGUUGAUUAAGUGAAAAAGGAAGGGCUGAGGAAUUGAUGGUAUGUAUGGGAUUGUGGAAGAAAGACUAGUGAGUAUGGGGGGUAGGGGUAUAGAAGACUUUGCGUCGGGACAUUUCAGAUCCUUACUACGCUACUGCUUCUCUACGAGCAUAUGAGGUGAAAACCAUGCUGUUGUAACUAUAUGGCAUGGGUGCAAUGAGGUCGUACAAUUUUGUUCGAAAGUUAUUUUCAUACGUACAUGAUAUGAUUCUGAAUGUUUACAAAACUGCUCACUGGACAAUCUGACAGAAUUAAACCGAUUGUUAUAAAUGCCGUAUUUAAACUAUAUACGUAAUCAUCCUCGGUGGCUCAACGUUAAGACUGAGGGUUUAUAACGUUAAAAUUCGGAUUUCGAUACCCGCUAUAGGCAGAGCACAGAUAACCCAUUGUGUAGCUUUGUACUUGCUUAACAAGAAACAAAUUAUACGAAUUGAUAUAAUCCUUAGAGUAAAUAAUAUCCAAAAUAAGAAGUGUUAGAAAAAUUGACUCGUGUUAUAAUUAUAUAUAGUUAAGGUUUUUGGUUGCUUUUAUACGCAAAAACACUGCUAUGUUGUUGUCAUGUUGUUAGUAUGAAUGCCCAAAACGAUCUUCUCUGUACACCCCAUGAAACAGUGAUAUCAUGAUGUAAUAACAUACGUAAACAGUUAAGUAAUAUUAAAUAUCUUUAAGCGGCCAGAAAAUAUUGCACCAUUGGCAGACCGAGCGUUUCUUACGAUGGUUUUAUGGAAAGUACAUUUUAACUGAAUGGCAUAUUGGAGAGAGGGGGGGGGGGUAGGGGGUUGGUGCGUGGAAAAAAAAUAUUAAUGGUAACAAAACAAUAUGUGAUGUGUUAUAUAAUAUAUAGUGUGGGCCAUAGCGUAUCCCCUCACACACACACACACACACACACGGAUAAACGAACGCCCUUUUCGCACUUCUUAUAUUUCUAUUACAUUAGUCUAGCUGGCAUCUUAUUCUGAACAACUGCAAUUUUCAUCUGAAAGAAAUAUGAAAUACUACUAGUACCCUUAAUAUCUUUAUUAGGUGAUUCACUCUUGCUUACCCCCCAGUGGCACAGCGGUAUGUCUGCGGACUUACAACGCUAGAAUCCGGUUUUCGAUACCCUUGGUGGAUAGCGCACAGAUAGCCCAUUGUGCAGCUUUGUGCUUAAUUACAAACAAACAAACACUAUUGCUCACUGUGUAUUAGCAUAUGUGUAACCAUGCUCAGGUUUUGAUGAGGAAGGUUUGUACUGAUUUGCCUUAAUAACCAUGCGAAAUAUUUUAUGAACGUUACAUUAUAAAAACAGUGAAAAUAUUCUAAUUAAUUUUUGCAAAUGAGUUGAAUGGUCUACGAAAAGAGCUUAUAAAUUGUUUGUCGUGUUAUCUUAUGGAGACAGAAACUAAAAUUAAAUGAAUAACUUUCAUCAUUAUGGAUUUAUGUUUUCCAUUCAAUAACUAGCAUUGCAACUUUUGAUAGCGCCAAUAUUAUCACUAUCAAUCUAACCAUCAACUUCUACGUAUUCUCUCUCUGUUAAUAUGUAGGUUUAAGCAGAUAAAAAUAUGUAUAAAUGACAAUGUUAAUUUAAUAUUUGACUUACGACAUAGAACUGUUAAUGGUAUCAUCUGGAUGACGCAUAAAAUUCUCUACCUUUAAAUAUAUAUAUAUAUAAUUUGCACUGGUGAACUUUGCUUCACAAUCUGUGUUCAAUUCAUAGAAGCAUAAUAGCGCUUGCAUUCUAAGUUUGAAAGAACAUCAAAUUUUGUUGGGAUAACAAAGCCAAAUAAAAUUUAUUUAGCCUAAUCUUGGAACAGAAAAAUAAAAUAUUUACCAACUUAUAACAGUAUGAAGUAUAGUCACUUUGUAGAUUUCUUACUGUAACCAAACCCUGCUUGUUUGUGAAGUAACACGUACGGCACUAACUUUUCACUAGUAGGCAUAUUCCCAGGCUCGUUUCUGGGAGAGAACUAUUCACUUUCCAACUGAUCUGAUGUUUGACGGUCAACUGUAACAGUGCAGUUCUGUUUAUAUUCUAUAUACAAAUGUGAUACUUUCGUUACUCCACACCUACCACUUAUUAUUUUUUGAAAAUAAUUGUUGCCUUUCCAUAUUUCUUUUUAUUACACAUACGUUUAUAUAUUCUGUCCGUACACCUUUUCUAAAAUAAAGCAUCUAUUCAUAUGUAGAGCUAUAGAAAUAUUAAAUAAUGUGUUGUAGACUUAAAUCUCUUACUGGUAAUUAGCUAAUUGAAAUAGACCAUGUAAUGAAUUUUAAAGCAAAAAUUUUGCCUAUUAACGGCUAUUUUUAUUCAUGUGUUUUUCUCCAACUUGUCUCAAAAGCUUGCUUUCAAAUAAAUGCUUGUAUGUUUGAUAUUCAAUUAAUAUUGAUAUUUUUAUUCGACUUGAUGACAAAUAAAGUUGGAUUUUCUUCUUCA